Trichechus manatus latirostris (Florida manatee) is the source of this 2084-nucleotide messenger RNA. It is a transcript of the gene COTL1, whose product is annotated as coactosin like F-actin binding protein 1. Gene Ontology annotation, cellular component: actin filament; cortical actin cytoskeleton; site of polarized growth. The coding region runs from base 132 to 560 and encodes 142 amino acids. Gene Ontology annotation, biological process: regulation of actin filament polymerization. Gene Ontology annotation, molecular function: actin filament binding. The record is from RefSeq and is a predicted model, not a curated record. The transcript has 4 exons. NCBI's taxonomy places the organism in Eukaryota, Metazoa, Chordata, Mammalia, Sirenia, Trichechidae.
GUCGCUGUCCCCGCCGCGUCCCCGCCUCCCGCCCGUCCCCGCCGCUUGCCCCGCUCUCUGACUCCGCGGCUUGGGCGCUCCGGUUCGCUUGCUUGCUUCUGGGGCGGGUCCUUCGCGGCGGCGCUGAGGCGAUGGCCACAAGGAUCGACAAAGAGGCUUGCCGGGCAGCGUACAACCUGGUGCGCGACGACGGCUCGGCCGUCAUCUGGGUGACUUUUAAAUACGACGGCGCCACCAUCGUCCCCGGAGACCAGGGAGCAGAGUAUCAAGACUUCAUCCAGCAGUGUACAGAUGAUGUCCGGUUGUUCGCCUUUGUGCGCUUUACCACUGGGGAUGCCAUGAGCAAGAGGUCCAAGUUUGCCCUCAUUACAUGGAUCGGCGAGAAUGUCAGCGGGCUGCAGCGAGCCAAAACCGGCACAGACAAGACCUUGGUGAAGGAGGUGGUACAGAACUUCGCUAAAGAAUUUGUGAUCAGUGAUCGGAAGGAGCUGGAGGAAGACUUCAUCAAGAGUGAGCUGAAGAAAGCUGGGGGAGCCAAUUAUGAUGCUCAGACAGAGUAACCCCUGCCCUCCCCCUGCCCCUGGCCAAACUCAUUUGCCUGCUCCCCGGGGGAGGGGCCCCCCUGGCCCAGCUACCAGCCCACCAGCCCACCAGGGAGAAGAGAAGCGACGAGAGGCAACACCGCCACCCUGUGUCUGCAACCCAGUCCCCUUUCUUGCCUCCCUCAUGAACCCUGUUGUCUUCUAUCUCCUGAUGCUCAUGGAACAUCUUUCUUUUACUUUCUUCUUCCUUUUCCCCCUUUUUUGUUCUAAAGAAAAAUCGUUUUGAUGCCAAGGUCACACAUGUCAUCAGAUUUGAGGUACCUCCUGUAGUGACCACUUUUCCUGACAUUUCUCUUGCCUGGCCUGAGCCACCAUGACCUCACGUUGCUAAUAGAACCUGUGCUGCCAUCUUGGUUUUCUUCCAUGCCCUCCUGUUUACUCAUAAGGAGGCAGCUGUCCCAGGAGCACUGUUGGUCCACUUUAGCCUUUGUAAGAACACACACAUAUCCCGGCUUGGACCUCCUAGAAUGUGCUCCAGGGUCCCUCACCCCUAUUCCAAUCAAACCUGUGCCGCUAUCUUCGUUUUCUGGUAUGCCCUCCUGUUUACUGUUAAGGAGGCAGCUGUCCCAGGAGCACUGUUGGUCCACUUUAGCCUUUGUAAGACCACACACAUAUCCUGGCCUGGACCUCCUAGAAUGUGCUCCAGGGUCCCUAACCCCCAUCCCAAUCAAACCUUUGCUGUCAUCUUGGUUUUCUGCCAUGCCCUCCUAUUUACUGUGAAGGAGGCAGCUGUCUCAGGAGGAGUGCUGUCUACUUCAGCCUUUGUAAGAACACACAUGUAUCCUGGCUUGGACCUCCUAGAAUGUGCUCCAGGGUCUCUCACUCCCACCGCUGUCAAAGUUGCCUAAGCGACAUGUCCGACAGAGAUGGGGACAAGUCUAGGUCUGACUCAGACCAAAUAAGAAGAGAUAAAAUUUGCCUUAAAACUUGGCUUGGCAGUGGCUUUGCCAGGUGGUCUGGAACCACCUGUCCCCAUCCUUUUGGUUGAAAUCUCAUUGUGGCAUGAAGAGAGGGCAGAGGUCUGAGUCCCAGGAUUUGGCAGGAAGAGGUUAACUUCAGGGGCUCCCAAAGUGACCAGGACGUUAGGGACAGAGGCCCACAUGGGGAAUGGGAAUGUACGCGGAACUAGGAACUGGUCCUCACAUUCAGCAGGGCCCUCUGCAGACCUGAGGAUGCUUGGGCCCACAGGCCUGCUCUGCCUGUUUUGCUGCAUCUUGAGCGGAAGCUCUGGCACUCACGGGGACCCCGGCGUCUGUGGUUUCAAUCAUCUGUACCACACAUUCAAAAGGAUUUUUUUUUUUAAAAAAAAAAAGAAAGAUGAGAUUGGCUUGGUUCUUCAUGAGCACAUUUUAUGUAGAUCUUUUUCUUUCUUUUCUUUGCUCAUUUCGUUUAGGGGGAGGACGUCUGUACUGUAUUGGGGUUGUGAAGAACAUCUGUGCUCAAACAGUUUACAGAAAUAAAUGUGUUUUUUUUUUUCUUUUU